This is a messenger RNA of Fulvia fulva, 1341 nucleotides long. Its product is annotated as Mannan endo-1,6-alpha-mannosidase DCW1. The record is from RefSeq and is a predicted model, not a curated record. Gene Ontology annotation, molecular function: mannan endo-1,6-alpha-mannosidase activity. Bases 1 to 1341 code for a protein of 446 amino acids. The transcript is spliced from 3 exons. Gene Ontology annotation, biological process: fungal-type cell wall biogenesis; carbohydrate catabolic process. NCBI's taxonomy places the organism in Eukaryota, Fungi, Ascomycota, Dothideomycetes, Mycosphaerellales, Mycosphaerellaceae.
AUGCGUUUCUGUCGACAUGGAGCGGCCAUGGUCGUGGCUGCAGCGUAUACUGCGACAGCGAUCCAGCUGGACCCCACAAAUGCAGAUUCGAUCAAGUCGGCAGCCAAGACAGUGGCAGGGAAGAUGGUAGAGUAUUACCCACAAGGGCCUGGAGGCAUACCUGGUAUUCUCGACGACCCAUACUACUGGUGGGAAGCUGGUGAGAUGUUUGGCUCACUCAUUGACGACUGGUACUACACUGGAGAUGACCAGUACAACGACAUAACCACGAAAGCCUUACUUUUCCAGCUGAGUGACACUUACGAUUAUAUGCCUGCCAAUCAGACGACAGACGAAGGAAAUGACGAUCAAAUCUUCUGGGCAUUUGCAGUCAUGAACGCAGCAGAGUACCUCUUUCCCAAUCCACCUAACGGCGUGCCGGCCUGGAUCUCGAUCGCAGCAGCAGUCUUCAACAGCCAAGCGGCGAGAUGGGAUACAUCGCUCUGUUCUGGUGGUCUUCGCUGGCAGGUGUUUCAGUUCAACAAUGGUUGGAAUCACAAGAACUCUCCUUCAAAUGGAGGCUUCCUCAAUCUGGCGUCCCGGCUGUACGCCUACACCGGAAAUCAGACCUACGCGGACUGGGUCGGCAAGACUUGGGAUUGGAUGGACUCAGUUGGCCUCAUUAGCCCUUCUGGACAGGUCUUCGAUGGUACGGAUGCACUGCAGAAUUGCAGCACUCUUGACCACAUUCAGUGGACGUACAGCGCAGGUAUGCUGCUCAAUGCGGCAGCCUUCAUGUGGAAUCAAACAAAUGGGACAGAUCAGGCGAAAUGGGAAACGAGAGUGAUGCAAGUCUGGAAUGCCAGUGAAGCGGUCUUUUUCAAGGACCAGGUCAUGCUUGAAGUAUAUUCCAGUCCAAACCAUCCCACUGACAUCCAUCCUAACAUCCUCACCACUUUCAAACCCCCCUUCUCCCGCUUCCUCGCCGUCUCCACCAAAAUCAUGCCCUCCCUCUACCCCCUCAUCCAACCCUACCUCCUCGCCUCCGUCAAAGCCGCAGCAGCCCAAUGCUCCGGCGGCUCCGACGGCAUAACCUGCGGAACGCAAUGGACCAACAACGGCCAAAUGUGCGCCUUGGAAGUCAUCCAGGCGAACUUGAUCCAGCAGUCGGCUGCGCCGGUUACGCAUACCACCCCUGGGAGCAGUCAGGGGAAUGCGAGUUUGGGCACGACGGAUGGGAAUGCUGAUGGGAAUCCGAUUGUGUAUGCGCCCGUGACGAUGGCAGAUAAGGCGGGUGCGGUAAUUUUGACGUUGAUCACGGUGGUGGGGGCGAUUGGGGGUGGGUAUUUUGUUGUUUCGUAA